Molecule: messenger RNA, 1200 nt
Organism: Penaeus vannamei (Pacific white shrimp)
Lineage: Eukaryota; Metazoa; Arthropoda; Malacostraca; Decapoda; Penaeidae
Source: RefSeq, a predicted model, not a curated record
AUGGCUGUGCACUUGGCGUUGCUGACGAUCGGGAGUUCCACCUUCUGCAGGACGGAGGGCAGGGGGCCUUCUGGAGAGGGGGGGAAUGCUGUACUGAAUGGAAUUCAUCCAAAAGCAAAAUACAAAAAUGUUCGGUUGGUGCGCCUUGUUGGAAUGAUGCUUAUAAUAUUGGUGCAGGAGAAGCAUUUUGCUUAUGUUAGCAAAGUUGCCAUUGACACAGUUGGCACAGGCAUCAUGAACAAACUGGGCAACAAAGGAGCAGUAGCUGUAAGGUUUGAGCUGCAUAACACUUCAAUAUGUUUUGUUAAUGCACAUAUGGCAGCACAUCUUGAAGAAGUAGAGAGAAGAAAUGAAGAUCAUGAUUGCAUAUUCCAAAGAACGUGUUUCCACAUGAACAUAAACAGUCCACCUAAGACUAUAAAAGACCAUGAGUAAGUAUAUGAAGAGGAUUUUUUUUUAAAUGAGAUAAUAUAAUUCUUGAAGGGAACCAGUACCUGAAAAGGCCAUUUAUCUCUCCAUACCCAAUUUUUCCUUUUUUCAUUUGGUCCAUGGUGUAUUUGAGGUUCUAAGAAAUUAUUAAUACAGAUGUACAGUUGGGAACAAGUGAAAGGUCAUAUAGCAUGUUACCAUCCUGGACUUCUUCAUACCUGGUAACAACUGUGCUAUGUUUAGCUGUAAGAAUGCUUCUGCUGUACUGCAGCUGGCAGUUAAUUUAUGGUGAUUAUGCCAAGGUCAGCACAAAAAUUUGACAAAUUAUAGUCUGUACAUAUAAAGUAUUUGUGCCAAAAAUAAGAAUGGGCACAAAAGAUUAUCAGAUUUUGCAACUUAAAGACACUUGUCUUCAAGAUGUCCUUUGUAUAAAAUUACAAAAGUCUUUUUCAAUGCUUAUCCUUAUUUACAUGGGAAUCUAUUUUUUCAAAUUGUCAGCGUAACAGUUUAGUUACCAUGGAAAUCAUUUAAAUAAUCAAUUAUCUUUAUAAAUAUGUCUGGAGUUCAGAAAAAUUACAGUUUUUUGAGUCCGAGUGUCUAGCGGUCAGAUUCUUGUCUUAAUUCUGGUAAUGGCUACUUACUCAUUAAGUGCCAUUUAAUGUUAUUAUGCGUUGACUGCUAGCAGCAGCAUAAUACUAGUGGUUCCUGGCAACCUAACAGUACAUUGUUACCAGAUAUUAUGCCACCUUUAAUGUUGAUAUUUCAUCUGUC